CCUUCUUCCUUAUAACUUCUUUGAAGACUUACGCGAAAAAUUCCACUUAUAUUAAACCCUAUCUGCUUCAUAGUUGAUAGUUCUUAGUUUUUCAUCGAUUUGUGUUGAACAAAUUUUGUUUUUGUGACACAAUCCGAUCUCUCAUCUCGUGAUCUUACAUAUGUGUAGCUCCAGCCUACUCAUGCAGAUUUUGGUAGCAACAUUUCUUGUUUUCAUUCUCAAAGGCGUUUCAGGGGCUACUUUUACAUUCGUGAACAAGUGUAGUUACACAGUGUGGCCAGGAAUCCUCGGGCAGCCCGUUCUUGACACCACGGGAUUUGAGCUUAUAAAAGGGAACUCACGUUCCCUACAAGCUCCGGCCGGCUGGUCAGGCCGGUUCUGGGGCAGAACGGGCUGCAAUUUUGAUGGAUCCGGCCACGGGUCAUGUGGAACCGCUGAUUGCGGUUCCGGAGAAAUAGAGUGCAAGGGUGCUGGAGCAACUCCUCCAGCCACCCUAGCGGAAUUCACCCUCGGCUCAGGUCCGUCCGCACAGGAUUUCUACGACGUCAGCCUCGUCGACGGCUAUAAUAUACAAAUGAUAGUGGAGGUUAACGGUGGGUCGGGUGGUUGUGGGACGACUGGGUGUGUCAAUGACUUGAACCGACGGUGUCCAAACGAGUUGAAAGUGGCCAGCGGCGGCGCAUGUAGAAGUGCAUGUGAGGCGUUUGGGACUCCAGAGUAUUGUUGUAAGGGAGCGUUUGGUUCACCAGAAUCGUGUAGGCCUACGGCCUACUCGCAGGUUUUUAAGAUGGCGUGUCCGAGGUCGUACAGCUACGCGUACGAUGAUGCGACAAGUACGUUCACAUGUACAGCUGCUGAUUAUAUAAUAACCUUUUGUCCCUCACUUCCAAGUGGGAAAUCUGGAAAGGAUUUGACGAAACCUACAAACGGUAGCAAAUCCGGUCCAUUGGAGGGGUUCUUAUCGAAUAGUUCAUUGUAUGCGGAUCUUGCUACAUCUGACUCAUCUGCGAUCAUCAGUCCAUCUUCAACACUUAUAUUUUUUAUAUCCGUUAACUUUUUUAUGUUAGUUUUUUUUACUUUUGUAAGUUGAUGUAUACUUGAUGUAUAUUUAGGAUUUGGACAAACUUUGACAUACAUAGAAAUAUUAAAGAUUCUAUUCCAUUUAAGAUAGAACCGUCGGACUUUGUAUGGGUAUAUAUUUUUAGUAGACUUAAGAAAUAUGAAAGUUUUAAUGAUUUUAAAAGAAUG
Helianthus annuus (common sunflower) is the source of this 1248-nucleotide messenger RNA. Its product is annotated as thaumatin-like protein 1. Gene Ontology annotation, biological process: defense response. The record is from RefSeq and is a predicted model, not a curated record. NCBI's taxonomy places the organism in Eukaryota, Viridiplantae, Streptophyta, Magnoliopsida, Asterales, Asteraceae. Gene Ontology annotation, cellular component: extracellular region. The transcript has 3 exons. Bases 161 to 1090 code for a protein of 309 amino acids.